CGCUACCGGUUCUCCAGAACCUGCUGGAUUUCACCCCUGCCACCACCCCCAGGCCUGUGCUCAUGUUCUGUUCAGGGCUUCUGUUCAUUAAACAAGGACUUUCAAAAGAAGGCCAAUGCAGAAACCAAGGCCUUAAUCAACGUUCACAAGAAAGGCCCAGCUGCCCCAGGCCAAUUCUGUUAUUCUGUUACUCAUCUUAAAAUAAGACCCCAAGUGAUAGUAAUGCAGAGUUGGGUGCAUGGGGUGAGUGACAGGGCUGGGGGAUGGAGCAGCUGGCAGCAAGGGGUAGAUACGUUGCCAAAAGGGCAAAGAUGAGAGAGAGAGAUAAGUGGAUGAGGGUGAGUUGAAGCAGAGGCAGCCUAAGUGGAGCAUUUAUGUCAAUUCUGUCACUUAGCAACAGGCAGGGUAGUUAAGUGAGGACUUAUCUUUUUAUGAUUUCCCAGAGAGACUGUGUGAAUAGAAAAUUAAAGGGAAGAAAUAAAAUAUUUUUUAUUUAAGAAAUCUCAAAAGUUAUAGACAGGAAUAUUACAUCUAAUAAUAGCAAUACUAAACACAGAACAGCUUACCAGUUCGUUUUCCUACAUGUUUACUUCAAAAUAAGAUGGACAAUCUUGAUGGGUGUGGGGGAAUGAAAGAAAUGAGAUCUUGUCUACAGCCUUCAGGCUUUUACCCAUACUAGUCGUUUCUAAAUAGUCUGCCAAAUUUCCCUGCUGUAAAGACAUUCUGGACACUGGAUUCAAAACAUAAAUUGUAAUAAAACAAAGAUGCUACGAGGAUAGAAGCUUUCCCUCCCAUGUUUUCUUGGGUUGAUUAAUGAAACCUAUUCGGUGAGAAUUGUAUAGAAAUUUUUAAGUAAAGCAGAUGGAAAUUAAAUUUAAAGGACUUCUGUCCAAGAUUUAAUCCACAUAUCUGAAAAAAAUAUGUAAUGCAUACAUUGUUGGUUUAUCUUCUUUACUUUCUCCCUAGAAGUAAGCACUUUAAAGGAUCUCUUCAGUCUUGCAAGCAAUGAACAUGACAUCUCCAUGGCCAGGUACAGCAGGCUACCCAAAAAGAAAGACAAUGGAAAGCUAAAGGCUGAAGUUGCCAAAGAGGUCGCCAGUGCCCGAAGGAAGCAGCAUCUGUCAUCAUUACAAUAUUACUGUGCCUUGAAUGCUUUACAGUAUCGUAAAAGAGUUGCUAUGAUGGAGCCCAUGCUGGGAUACGCACAUUCACAGAUUAAUUUUUUGAAGAAAGGAGCAGAGAGGUUUUCAAAAAAGCUGGAUGGCUUUUUAACAUCGGUUACAAAUACGGUGCAGAGCAUCCAAGAAGAAUCGGAUGCCGAAAUUGAAGCCAUGCGGGUAUCUCAGCAAGAUCUGCUUUCAGUUGGGGAAUCAGUAUAUACGCCCGAUUUUGAUGCUUCUCCUGUCAUCAACAAAAAUCUUAUCCAGAAAGCAGGCUACCUAAACCUUAGAAAGUAAUGUGGAAACUCGGAAUUGUUUAUUUAU
Messenger RNA from Thamnophis sirtalis, 1484 nucleotides. The record is from RefSeq and is a predicted model, not a curated record. Lineage: Eukaryota; Metazoa; Chordata; Lepidosauria; Squamata; Natricidae.